Maylandia zebra (zebra mbuna) is the source of this 719-nucleotide messenger RNA. The record is from RefSeq and is a predicted model, not a curated record. NCBI's taxonomy places the organism in Eukaryota, Metazoa, Chordata, Actinopteri, Cichliformes, Cichlidae.
UGGCUGUCAACACACCGGGACUGUUUAUCGGGACCGUCACCAUGCGUCUGCUCUGUAAGACACCGCGGAUUUACUCACACGUGUGUCAGCUCAACCUGCUGACGCAGCAGAGGAAGAAGCAUCUGUGGAACCAGUUCUGGAGAUUAUCUCACCUCCCGGGGCUUCGUCCGUUCAUUAACCGCACGCUGCAUCCCCCCUGCCGGCCGUCGCACAGCUGGUUCGGGAGCAGAAUUAAUGGCUGCAGGUGGAGCAAAACCAUCUACCUGAAUUCACAGAGCCAGAAAAAAGUCACCCUCGUGCAUGUAAGUGAACUGUCUGCGGCAGCAUAUGAGAAGCUGGCCGAUGAGACAUUGGACGCUCUGGCUGAUUACUUUGAAGACCUCACAGAUGAAGCUUUUACUGGGGCCGACUAUGAUGUUCUCUUCUCUAGUGGUGUUCUGACAGUGAAGCUGGGUGGAGACCACGGCACCUAUGUGAUCAACAAACAGGCGCCAAACAAACAAAUCUGGCUUUCUUCUCCUACCAGUGGACCCAAGCGCUACGGCUGGACAGGUGAACGCUGGGUAUAUACUCAUGACGGCAUCAGCCUUCACCAGCUGCUUUCUAAGGAGUUUUCCAUUAUCUUUAAUAAGAACAUUGACCUGUGUGGCCUGCCCUAUUCCUAAAACCCUGUUAAAUGCUUGGAGUAUUCACAGACUCAGUGACUCGCAUCUGAAUGU